GUCACACGCCAGCGCCGGUGACGCGCCGGCCGCUCCCCCUUAGUCUGCAUUCGCUCCAGGGUUUUGGGACCGUAGGUUGCGGAGUCCUUACCCCACCCUGGCGUCUCGAGCUAUUGUCCCCAUAACUCGGAAUCUAGAGCCGCUGUUGCGAGGCAGGACCACGUGGCAGUCAAGUAGCUUCCCAGUCCCGAACGCCGCCCGUCCCCACCCCGCCGUGGCCACUAGCAACGACCUCUGUGAAGUUGGAGAGGCGGUAACGGAGGCACUCCCCCUGCUGCACCCCGCCGUUUCUACGGGGCUCAGAAACCAGUUUGUUUGUUUCGUCGGGGUAGUGUCGACCUGUCUUACGGGCGUCGCCCGAGGCAGGACGGAGUCAAACCCGUGGUGUCAACUGAAGACGAGUGUCAGGUGUGGAGAGUCUCAGUGCCCCCUUUCAGUCUGGACUGUGAGCUGCUGCUGGUUAGACAGACUUGGUUUCUCUUUCAGGAUGUCAUUUUCAAAAUGCGGGAUGGUACCUCUGCUUUAUUAAGCCCCGUAGGAAGACUGCCACACCUAGACUGAUGCUUAUUAGUCAUCACCGUUAUUCCUACUAACGUCCUGUGUCACUGAGUUUUUUGAAUGUCUAGCAUAUCUGUAAGGAUGCCUUAGAAAAAGAAUCAUGGAGAAGUAUGUUAGACUACAGAAGAUUGGAGAAGGUUCAUUUGGAAAAGCCAUUCUUGUUAAAUCUACAGAAGAUGGCAGACAGUAUGUUAUCAAGGAAAUUAACAUCUCAAGAAUGUCCAGUAAAGAAAGAGAAGAAUCAAGGAGAGAAGUUGCAGUAUUGGCAAAUAUGAAGCAUCCAAAUAUUGUCCAGUAUAGAGAAUCAUUUGAAGAAAAUGGCUCUCUCUACAUAGUAAUGGAUUACUGUGAGGGAGGGGAUCUGUUUAAGCGAAUAAAUGCUCAGAAAGGCGUUUUGUUUCAAGAGGAUCAGAUUUUGGACUGGUUUGUACAGAUAUGUUUGGCCCUGAAACAUGUACAUGAUAGAAAAAUUCUUCAUCGAGACAUUAAAUCUCAGAACAUAUUUUUAACUAAAGAUGGAACAGUACAACUUGGAGAUUUUGGAAUUGCUAGAGUUCUUAAUAGUACUGUAGAGCUGGCUCGAACUUGCAUAGGGACCCCAUACUACUUGUCACCUGAAAUCUGUGAAAACAAACCUUACAAUAAUAAAAGUGACAUUUGGGCUCUGGGGUGUGUCCUUUAUGAGCUGUGUACACUUAAACAUGCUUUUGAAGCCGGCAGUAUGAAAAACCUGGUACUGAAGAUAAUCUCUGGAUCUUUUCCACCUGUGUCUUUGCAUUAUUCCUAUGAUCUCCGCAGUUUGGUGUCUCAGUUAUUUAAAAGAAAUCCUAGGGAUAGACCAUCAGUCAACUCCAUAUUGGAGAAAGGUUUUAUAGCGAAACGCAUUGAAAAGUUUCUCUCUCCUCAGCUUAUUGCAGAAGAAUUUUGUCUAAAAACAUUUUCAAAGUUUGGAUCACAGCCUGUACCAGCUAAAAGACCAGCUUCAGGACAAAACUCUAUUUCUGUUAUGCCUGCUCAGAAAAUUACAAAGCCUGCCGCUAAAUAUGGAAUACCUUUAGCAUAUAAGAAAUAUGGAGAUAAAAAAUUACACGAAAAGAAACCACUGCAAAAACAUCAACAGGCCCAUCAAACUCCAGAGAAGAGAGUGAAUACUGGAGAAGAAAGGAGGAAAAUGUCUGAGGAAGCAGCAAGAAAGAGAAGGCUGGAAUUUAUUGAAAAAGAAAAGAAACAAAAGGAUCAGAUUAUUAGUUUAAUGAAGGCUGAACAAAUGAAAAGGCAAGAAAAGGAAAGGUUGGAAAGAAUAAAUAGGGCCAGGGAACAAGGAUGGAGAAAUGUGCUAAGUGCUGGUGGAAGUGGUGAAGUAAAGGCUCCUUUUCUUGGCAGUGGAGGGACUAUAGCUCCAUCAUCUUUUUCUUCUCGAGGACAGUAUGAACAUUACCAUGCCAUUUUUGACCAAAUGCAGCAACAAAGAGCAGAAGAUAAUGAAGCUAAAUGGAAAAGAGAAAUAUAUGGUCGAGGUCUUCCAGAAAGAGGAAUUCUGCCUGGAGUUCGUCCAGGAUUUCCUUAUGGGGCUGCAGGUCAUCACCAUUUCCCUGAUGCUGAUGAUAUUAGAAAAACUUUGAAAAGAUUGAAGGCGGUGUCUAAACAAGCCAAUGCAAACAGGUUGGACUGUGAUGAUCCAUGAAUUCAUCCAUGUUCUUGUUCUGUCACCCAGGCUGGAGUGCAAUGGCAUGAUCACAGCUCACUUGCAACCUUGACCUCUGGGGCUUAAGUGACCCUCCCACCUCAGCCUCCUGAACAGCUGGGACUACAGGUGCUUGCCACCAUGUGUGGCUGAUUUUUAAAAUUUUUUGUAGAAUGGAGUCUUGCUAUGUUGCCCAGGCUGGUCUUGAACUCCUGGGUUCAAGCAAUCCUCCUGCAUUGGCCUCCCAAAGUGCUGGGAUUACAAGCGUGAGCCACCACGCCCAGCCAGAAUGGAUGUACUACACUUUAUCCAUUAUUCUACUGAAGGACAUCUUGGUUGCUUUUAAGUUAUGGCAAUUAUGAAUAAAGCUUCUACAAACAUUUGUGUGUAGGUUUUUUUGUGGACAUAAAUUUUUUAAGUAUUUAAACAGAUGCCAAGAGGAUGAUUGCUGGAUCAUGUCUUAAGAGUAUGUUUGAUUUUGUAAGAAGUCACCAAGCUGUCUUCCAAAGUGGCUAUACCAUUAUGCAUUCCUGCCAGCAGUGAUUAAGAAUUCCUGUUGCUCCACAUCCUCUCCAGCAUUUAGUGUUGUCAGUGUUUCGGAUUUUGGCCAGUUUAAUCAGUGUGUAGUGGUAUCUCAUUUUAAUUACAAUUCCUAAUGACAUAUUCAACAUUUUUUCAUAUGCUUCAUGCCGUCUGUAUAUCUUCCUUGAUGAGUUGUCUGUUCAGGCCUUUUGCCCAUUUUUAAAUUCAUUUUUAUAUUGUUGAGUUUUAAAAGUCCUUUGUAUAUUUUAUUUAACAGUCCUUUAUCAGGUAUGUCUUUGGCAGAUAUUUUCUUUUUCUUUGUGGCUCAUCUUCUCAUUCCCUUAAUAUUUUGUUUUGCAGAGUGGAACUUUUUUGUUUUAAUGAAGUCCAGCAUAUCAAUUGUUUCUUUCAUGGAUUCUGUCUCUGAUGUUAUAAAUGAAAAGUUAUCACCAUACCCAAGUUCAUUUGGGUUUUCUCCUAUGUUAUCUUCUAGGAGUUUUAUAGUUUAAUGUUUUAUCUUCAGAUCUGUGAUCCAUUUGAGUUAAUUUUUGUGAAGGAUAUAAGGUCUGUGUCUAGAUUCAUUUUUUUGCAUGUGGAUGCCCAGUUGUUCCACAUCUCUUGAAAAGACUAUGUUUGCUUCUUUGAAUUGCCUUUGCUCCUUUGUCAAUGAUUGGUUGACAAAGGAUUUUUAUGUGGGUCUAUUUCUGUGCUCUCUGUUCUGUUCUACUGAUUAAGUCUUGAAAUCAGGUAUUUUCAGUCUUCAGCUUUGUUCUUCAAUACUGAGUUGGCUAUUCUGGUUCUUUUGUCUUUCCAUAUAAGCUUUAUCAUAAGUUUGUCCAUAUCUAAAGACUAACAUGCUGGGAUUUUGAUUGGGAUUGUGUUGUAUCUGUAGAUCAGCUUGGGAAGAACUGACAUCUUGACGAUAUUCAGUCUUCCAUUACUUCAUAUUAGACCUGAAAUAUAUCUUUGAUGUAUUUCAUAAGAAUUUUGUAGUUUUCCUCAUACCCAUGCAUAUUUUUUUAGAUUUGUAACCUAUGUAUUACAUGUUGGGGAGUGCUAAUGAAAGUGAUAAUGUGUUUUUAAUUUCAAAUUCUGCUUGUUCCUUGUUUAUAUAUAGGAAAGCAAUUGACUUUUGUUUAUUAACCUUCUAUCCUGCAACUUUACUAUAAUCACUUUUAUUGGGAGGGGUAUUUUUGGUGUUUCUUUUGAAUUUUCUACAUAGACAAUCACGUCAUCUGCAAACAAAGACAGUUAUAUUUCUUCCUUCCCAGUCUGUAUACCUUGUGUUUUCUUUCCUUGUCUUAUUGCAUUAGCUAGAACUUCCAAUAUGAUGUUGAAAAGUAAUGUUGAGAAGGACAUCUUUGUCCUGUUCCUGAUGUUGGCCGGAAAGCUUCAAGUUUCCAUUAAAUAUGUUAGCUGUAGGUUUUUUGUAGAUGUUAGUUAUGAAAUUGUGGAAGUUCCUCUCUAAUUUAGGUUUUCUGAGAUUUUUUAAAAUCAGAAAUGGGUGCUGGAUUUUGUCAAAUGCUUUUUUUUUUGCGUGUAUAGAUAUGAUCAUGUGAUUUUUCUUCUUUAGCUUAUUGAUGUGAUGGAUUACAUUAAUUGAUUUUCAGAUGUUGAAACAGCUGUAUUUUAUUAUAUUUUGCUAUAAGAGUAAAAAUGCCCUUUCCUUUCGUAGCUGGUAAUCACUUUUAAGGAAAUGAUUUAAUUACUAUGUGUAUAAUUUUCUCAUGAUCUCUUUCUUAAUAAUACUCAUUGUCUUAGAUUUACAUACACACUGUAAUCUUUUCACUGACGUGGAGUAGCAACUUUCACUACUCCAAAUUUAAACUAUUGUCUUUGUUCUUCACUGUUUUGCUUUACUGAAAGUCAUUUAAUAUUUUUUUCUUCCUCUCAUUCUCACAUUCUUUUUAAUACUCUUUCUUUUGCUGAAUAUUCAAGAAUUUUCAUGUAUUUCUGUUUUAAAAAUACCAACAGCUAACUACCUUAUUAUUGUCCUUUCAUAUAGGGUUCUCAGUCAUCUGUUCAUACCUCCUUUUUCUCUCCUUUUUGCUCAGUAAAAAAGAAAACCUGAAGAAAAAUCACAAGAGGCUUUUUUUUUUCUUGUUUUACUGCUUGCUAAGUGAUGUAGGUUAGUUUUAGAAAAAUUGGAAUGUAUAGGAGGAGAGUGUUAGGAAACAGGAAAGAAAAUAAUUCCAAAUCCCUACAGAGGCAGUCACUGAUGAAGACUUUGGUUAAUUUUCUUGCAUACCUUUUCCUUUUCUUUUUCCCAAGAUAGUGGAAACAAAAUCAUACAUACAAAUUUUUAUCUUUUUAAAUUUAAGUGUUCUUACCAUACAUAUUUCCCAUGUUUUCUAUUUUUUAAUAUCUGCAUAAGAUUCCAGUGCCUGAAUGUGCUAUGAUUUAUCUAACAAAUCCCCUAGUAUAACCAGUUGUUUGUAAUCCUUCACCUUUUUGUACAUUUUUCUGCCACAUUUUAUUCUUCAUUUUUUAUUAUUUCCGUGAAAUAGAAUCUUACAAGGCCAAUUAUUUUGCUAAAAGAUUUGGGCAUCUAUGUUCCUGAUGAAGAUUCUUGAAAGAAAUAUUACUAAGUUUUUUCUAGAAAAGUGCCAGUUUAUACUUAACCCAACAGUGUAUGACAGUGCCUGUUUUAUUGCCCCUGGGCCAGUAUUAAUAACUUCUUAGGAACUAAAGAAGUUUUUUUUGUAAUAUAAAGUUGAAAAUCAAAGUAGUAUAGGAGAUGAAGUUUUCACUAUAUUCUGCACUGUUUACACAAUAGGGUAAUGACAAACUAGAUUCUUAUAAGUAAAAGGUAGCAACUAAUAUUUAAUUGGGCACUUGUGCAAGGACCUGUUCUAAGUAAUUUACAUAUAUAGUUAAACUUUACUGUUGUGGAUUCCGUAUUUGCGAAUUUACCUACUUGCUGAAAUGUAUUUGUAACCUCAAAAUCAAUAUGUGAAGCACUGUCAUGGUCAUUCAUAGGCAUGGGCAUAGGCUCAGCCCAUGUCCUUCAUGAACCUGGGGUCAUUCAUGGGCUCAGAAUAGCAAAAGUGGCCCAAAAGCAUAGUGCUGAAAUGUCAAAAGGCAGCGAUGUGCUUUAGGGAGAAAAUAUGUGUGUUAGACUUCAUUUGGGCAUUAGUUUGCCACUACUGGCCAUGAAUUCAGUGUUAAUGAAUCCACAAUAUAAUGGAUCCAGGAGUCUAACUCUGUAUUUACCCUAGGAGCAGUGGUUCUGUUCAGUAUUCAUGGAGACUUUAUAGAACAUAACUACGAGAAUAAUGAGAAUUGAAUGUAUUAUUAACUCAUCAUCACCAAUACUGUGAGGCAGGAAUUAUUAUUUUUGCUAGUUUACAGAUUAAGAAAUUGAGGCUAUGUGUAAUUAAGUAAUUUGUUGAAGGUCACGUUACUAUUAGUGAAACCAGGAGUUGAAGCUGGACAGUUUGGUUCCUGACCUCACUCACUUAACUGUUGUACCAUAUUGACUUUACUAAGUGUAUUAGUCUGUUCUCACACUGCUAAUAAAGUCAUACCUGAGACUGGGUAAUUUAUAAAAAAAAAGAGGUCUAAUGGAAUCACAGUUCCACGUGGCUGGGUAGGCCUCACAAUCAUGGUAGAAGGCAAAGAAGGAGUAAAGUCGUGUCCUGCAGCAGACGAGAGAGAGCAUGUGUAGGGGAACUCUCUUUUGUAAAACCAUCAGAUCUCGUGAGACUUAUUCACUGUCACCACAACAGCUCAGGAAAGACGUGCCAUCAUGAUUCAGUUACCUCCCACCAGGUCCCUCCCACAACACAUGGGAAUUAUGGGAGUUUCAAUUUGAGAUUUGGGUGGGGACACAGCCAAACCAUAUUGCUAAGUCUUGAAAAAUUUUAUGAGGAAUAAUUAAAGAAUCUGAGAAUUGCACUUUGGGAAGUCAAGGUGGGCAGAUCACUUGAGGUCAGGAGCUCAAGACCAGCCUGCCAACAUGGUGAAACCCCAUCUCUACUAAAAUAAAUAAAUAAAUGAACUGGGCAUGGUGGUGGGUGCCUGUAAUCUCAGCAACUCAGGAGGCUGAGGCAGGAGAAUCACUUGAACCUGGGAAGUGGAGGUGGCAGUGAGCUGAGAUCAUGCCACUGCACUCCAGCCUGGGUGACAGAGUGAGACUCUGUCUUAAACAAAAAAAGACCGGGCGUCAUGGCUUACACCUGUAAUCCCAGCACUUUGGGAGGCUGAGGCAGGCGGAUCACAUGAGGUCAGGAGUUCAAGACCAGCCUGGCCAACAUGGUGAAACCCUGUCUCUACUAAAAAUACAAAAAUUAGCCAGGCGUGGUGGCGCAUGCCUGUAAUCCCAGCUACUUGGGAGGCUGAGGCAGGAGAAUUGCUUGAACCCAGGAGGCAGAGGUUGCAGUGAGCCGAGAUCAUGCCAUUGCACUCCAGCCUGGGCGACAAGAGCAAAAUUCUGUCUCAAAAAAAACCAAAAGAUGGGCACCUGGCAAGAUGGCCGAAUAGGAUCAGCUCUGGUCUGUAGCUCCCAACAAGAUCAACACAGAAGGCGGGUGAUUCCUGCAUUUCCGACUGAGGUACCCAGUUCGUCUCAUUGGAACUGGUUGGACAGUGGGUACAGCCCAAGGAGGGCGAGCUGAAGCGGGGUGGGGUGUCACCUCACCCAGGAACACAAGGGUUCGGAGAACUCCCUCUCCUAGCCAAGGGAAGCCAUUAGGGACUGUACCGUGCACUCUGGCCCAGAUACUGUGCUUUUCCGACGGUCUUCGCACCCACAGACCAGGAGAUUCCCUCCAGUCCCUAUGCCACCAGGGCCCUGGGUUUCCAGCACAAAACUGGGCUGCCAUUUGGGCAGACACCGAGGUAGCCACAGGAGUUUUUUUUCAUACCCUAGUGGCACCUGGAAUGCCAGUGAAACAUAACUGUUCACUCCCCUAGAAAGGGGGCUGAAGCCAGGGAGCCAAGUGGUCUGGCUCGGUGGGUCCCACCCCCACAGAGCCCAGCAAGCUCAGAUCCACUGGCUUGAAAUUCUGGAUGCCAGCACAGCAGUCUGAACUCAACCUCGGACACUGUAGCUUGGCAGGGGGAGGGGCGUCCACCAUUGCUGAGGCUUGAGUAGGUGGUUUUACCCUUACAGUGUAAACAAAGCCAUUGAGAAGUUUGAACUGGGAGGAGCCCACCGCAGCUCACCAAGGCCACUGUAGCUAGACUGCCUCUCUAGAUUCCCUCCCCUCUGGGCAGGGCAUCUUUGAAAAAAAGGCAGUAGCCCCAGUCAGGGUGUUAUAGAUAAAACCCCAACUCCCUGGGACAGAGCACCUGGGGGAAGGGGCAGUUGUGGGCACAGCUUCAGCAGACUUAAACAUCCCUGCUUGGCAGCUCUGAAGAGAGCAGCAGAUCUCCCAGCACAGCGUUUGAGCUCUGAUAAGGGAAAGUUGGCCUCCUCAAGUGGGUCCCUGACCCCUGUGUAUCCUGACUGGGAGACACCUCCCAGUAGGAGCCGACAGACACCUCAUACAGGAGAGAUCUGGGUGGCAUCUGGCGGGUGCCCCUUUGGGAUGAAGCUUCCAGAGGAAGGAACAGGCAGCAAUCUUCGCUGUUCUUCAGCCUCCGCCAGUGAUACCCAGGCGAACACAGUCUGGAGUGGACCUCUAGCAAAUUCCAGCAGACCUGCAGCAGAGGGCCCUGACUGUUAGAAGGAAAACUAACACACAGAAAGGAAUAGUAUCAAAAAGGACAUACACUCAGAGACCCCAUCCGAAGGUCACCAACUUCAGAGACCAAAAGUGGAUAAAUCCACAAAGAUGGGGAGAAACCAGUGCAAAAAGGCUAAAAAUUCCAAAAACCAGAACGCCUCUUCUCCUCCAAAGGAUCACAACUCCUUGACAGCAAGGGAACAAAACUGGACAGAGAAUGAGUUUGAUGAAUUGACAGAAGUAGGCUUCAGGAGGUGGGUAAUAACAAACUCCUUUGAGCUAAAGGAACAUGUUCUAACCCAAUGCAAGGAAGCUAAGAACCUUGAGAAAAGGUUAGACAAAUUGCUAACUAGAAUAACCAGUUUAAAGAAGAACAUAAAUGACCUGAUGGAACUGAAAAACACUGCAUGAGAACUUCGUGAAGCAUACACAAGUAUCAAUAGCCGAAUCAAUCAAGUGGAAAAGGAUAUCAGAGAUUGAAGAUCAACUCAAUGAAAUAAAGCGAGAAGAGAAGAUUAGAGAAAAAAGUGAAAAGAAACGAACAAAGCCUCCAAGAAAUAUGGGAGUAUGCGAAAAGACCAAAUCUGCGUUUGAUUAGUGUACCUGAAAGUGACGGGGAGAAUGAAACCAACUUGGAAAACACUCUCCAGCAUAUAAUCCAGGAGAACUUCUGCAACCUAUCAAGGCAGGCCAGCAUUCAAAUUCAGGAAGUAUAGAGAACACCACAAAGAUACUCCUCGAGAUCAGCAACCCCAAGAUACAUAAUUGUCAGAUGCACCAAGGUUGAAAUGAAAGAAAAAAUGUUAAGAGCCGCCAGAGAGAAAGGUCAGGUUACUGGUAAAGGGAAGCCCAUCAGACUAACAGCAGAUCUCUCUGCAGAAACCCUACAAGCCAGAAGAGAGUGGGGGUCAAUAUUCAACAUUCUUCAAGAAAAUAAUUUGCAACCCAGAAUUUCAUAUCCAGCCAAACUAAGUUUCAUAAGCGAAGGAGAAAUAAAAUUCUUACAGAAAAGAAAAUGCUGGGAGAUCUUGUCUCCACCGGGCCUGCCUUACAAGAGCUCCUGAAAGAAGCACUAAACAUGGAAAGGAACAACUGGUACCAGCCACUGCAAAAGCAUAUCAAAAUGUAAACACCAUAGACACUAUGAAGAAACUGCAUCAACUAACGGGCAAAAUAACCAGCUAGCAUCAUAAUGGCAGGAUCUAAUUCACACAUAACAAUAUUAGCCUUAAAUGUAAAUGGGCUAAAUGCUCCAUUAACAGACACAGACUGGCAAGUUGGAUAAAGAGUCAAGACCCAUCAGUGUGCUGUAUUCAGGAGACCCAUCUCAUGUGCAGAGACACAUAUAGACUCAAAAUAAAGGGAUGGAGGAAUAUUUACCAAGCAAAUGGAAAGCAAAAAAAGCAGGGGUUGCAAUCCUAGUCUCUGAUAAAACAGACUUUAAACCAACAAAGAUCAAAAGAGACAAAGAAGGGCAUUACAUAAUGGUAAAGGGGUCAAUGCAACAAGAAGAGCUAACUAUCCUAAAUAUAUACGUACCCAAUACAGGAGCACCCAGAUUCAUAAAGCAAGUUCUUAGUGACCUAAAAAGAGACGUAGACUCCCACACAGUAGUGGGAGACUUUAACACUCCACUGUCAAUAUUAGAUCAACGAGACACAAAAUGAACAAGGAUAUCCAGGACUUGAACUCAGCUCUGGACCGAGCUGACCUAAUAGACAUCUACAGAACUCUCCACCCCAGAUCAACAGAGUAUACAUUCUUCUCAGCACCACAGAGCCCUUAUUCUAAAAUUGACCACAUAAUUGGAAGUAAAACACUCCUCAGCAAAUGCAAAAGAGUGGAAAUCAUAACAAAGAGUCUCUCAGACCACAGUGCAAUCAAAUUAGAACUCAGGAUUAAGAAACUCACUCAAAAUCGCACAACUACAUGGAAACUGAACAACCUACUCCUGAAUGACUACUGGGUAAAUAAAGAAAUUAAGGCAGAAAUAAAUAAGUUCUUUGAAACCAGUGAGAACAAAGACACAACAUACCAGAAUCUCUGGGACACAUUUAAAGCAGUGUGUAGAGGGAAAUUUAUAGCACUAAAUGCCCACAGGAGAAAGCGGGAAAGAUCUACAGUUGACACCCUAACAUCACAAUUAGAAGAAUCAGAGAAGCAAGAGCAAACAAAUUCAAAAGCUAGAAGACAAGAAAUAACUAAGAUCAGAGCAGAACUGAAGGAGAUAGAGACACAAAAAACCCUUCAAAAAAAUCAAUGAAUCCAGGAGCUGGUUUUUUGAAAAGAUCAACAAAAUUGAUAGAUCACUAGCAAGACUAAUAAAGAAGAAAAGAGAGAAGAAUCAAAUAGAUGCAAUAAGAAAUGAUAAACGGGAUAUCACCACCAAUCCCACAGAAAUACAAACUACCAUCAGAGAAUACGAUAAACACCUCUACACAAAUAAACUAGAAAAUCUAGAAGAAAUGGAUAAAUUCCUGGACACAUCCACCCUCCCAAGACUAAACCAGGAAGAAGUCAAAUCCCUGAAUAGACCAAUAACAGGCUCUGAAAUUUAGGCAGUAAUUAAUAGCCUCCCAAGCAAACAAACAAACAAACAAAAAUACAUGACCAGAUGGAUUCACAGCCGAAUUCUACCAGAGGUACAAAGAGGAGCUGGUACCAUUCCUUCUGAAACUAUUGCAAACAACAGAAAAAGAGGGAAUCCUCCCUAACUCAUUUUAUGAGGCCAGCAUCAUCCUGAUACCAAAGCCUGGCAGAGACACAACAAAAAAAGAAUUUUAGACCAAUAUCCCUGAUGAACAUCGAUGCGAAAAUCCUCAAUAAAAUACUGGCAGACUGAGUCCAGCAACACAUCAAAAAGCUUAUCCACCAUGAUCAAGUUGGCUUCAUCCCUGGGAGGCAAGGCUGGUUCAACAUCCACAAAUCAAUAAAUGUAAUCCAUCACAUAAACAGAACUAAUGACAAAAACCCCAUGAUUAUCUCACUAGAUGCAGAAAAGGCCUUUGACAAAAUUUAACAGCCCUACUUCCUAAAAACUCCCAAUAAUAACUAGGCAUUGAUGGAACAGAUCUCAAAAUAGUAAGAGCUAUUUAUGACAAACCCACAGCCAAUAUCAUAAUGGACAAAAACUGGAAGCAUUCCCUUUGAAAACCAGCACAAGACAAGGAUACCCUCUCUCACCACUCCUAUUCAACAUAUCAUUGGAAGUUCUGGCCAGGGCAAUGAGGCAAGAGAUAGAAAUAAAGUAUAUUCCAAUAGGAAAAGAGGAAGUCAAAUUGUCUCUGUUUGCAGAUAACAUGAUUGUAUAUUUAGAAAAUCCCAUCAUCUCAGCCCAAAAUCUCCUUAAGCUGAUAAGCAACUUCAGCAAAGUCUCAGCAUACAAAAUCAAUGUGCAAAAAUCACAAGCGUCCCUAUACACCAGUAACAGACAAACAGCCAAAUUAUGAGUCAACUCCCAUUCACAAUUGCUACAAAGAGAAUAAAAUACCUGGGAAUCCAACUUACAAGGGAUGUGAAGGACCUCUUCAAGGAGAACUACAAACUACUGCUCAAGGAAAUAAGAGAGGACACAAACAAAUGGAAAAACAUUCCAUGCUCAUGGAUAGGAAGAACCAAUAUCGUGAAAAUGACUAUACUGCCCAAAGUAAUUUAUAGACUCAGUGCUAUCCCCAUCAAGCUACCAUUGACUUUCUUCACAGAAUUAGCAAAAACUACUUUAAAUUUCAUAUGGAACCAAAAAAGAGCCCACAUAGCCAAGACAAUCCUAAGCAAAAAGAAAAAAGCUGGAGACAUCCUGCUACCUGACUUCAAACUAUACUACAAGGCUACGGUAACCAAAACAGCAUGGUACUGGUACCAAAACAGAUAUAUAGACCAAUGGAACAGAACAGAGGCCUUAGAAAUAACGCCACACAUCUACAACCAUCUGCUCUUUAACAAACCUGAUAAACAAGCAGUGGGGAAAGGAUUCCCUAUUUAAUAAAUGGUGUUGGGAAAACUGGCUAGCCAUAUGCAGAAAGCUGAGACUGGAUCUCCUCCUUACAUCUUAUACAAAAAUUAACUCAAGAUGGAUUAAAGACUUAAACAUAAGACCUAAAACCCUAAAAACCCUAGAAGAAAACCUAGCCAAUACCAUUCAGGACAUAGGCAUGGUCAAAGACUUCAUGACUAAAACACCCAAAGCAAUGGCAACUAAAGCUAAAAUUGACAAAUGGGAUCUAAUUAAACUAAAGAGCUUCUGCACAGCAAAAGCAACUAUCAUCAGAGUGAACAGGCAACCUACAGAAUGGGAGAAAAAUUUUGCAAUCUAUUCAUCUGACAAAGGGCUAAUAUCCAGAAUCUACAAAUAACUUAAAUUUACAAGAAAAAAAACCCAUCAAUAAGUGGGCAAAGGAUAUGAACAGACACUUCUCAAAAGAAGACAUUUAUGCAGUCAACAAACAUGAAAAAAAAGCUCAUCAUCACUGGUCACUAAAGAAAUGCAAAUCAAAACCACAAUGAGAUACCAUCUCACGCCAGUUAGAAUGGUGAUAAUUAAAAAGUCAGGAAAGAACAGAUGCUGGAGAGGAUGUAGAGAAAUAGAAAUGCUUUUACACUGUUGGUGGGAGUGUAAAUUAGUUCAACCAUUGUGGAAGACAGUGUGGCAAUUCCUCAAGUAUCUAGAACUAGAAAUACCAUUUGACCCAGCAAUCCCAUUACUGAGUAUAUACCCAAAGGAUUAUAAAUCAUUCUGCUAUAAAGACACAUGCAUAUGUAUGUUUAUUGCGGCACUAUUCACAGUAGCAAAGACUUGGAACCAACCCAAAUGCCCAUCAGGAUAGACUGGAUAAAGAAAAUGUGGCACAUAUAUACCAUGGAAUACCAUGCAGCCAUAAAAAAGAAUGAGUUCAUAUCCUUUGCAGGGACAUGGUAACCAUCAUUCUCAGCAAACUAACACAAGAACAGAAAACCAAACACCACAUGUUCUCACUCAUAAGUAGGAGUUGAACAAUGAGAACACAUGGACACACGAAGGGGAACAUCACACACUGGGGCCUGUCGGGGGGUCGGGGGCUAGGGGAUGGAUAGCAUCUGGACAAACACCUAAUGUAGAUGACAGGUUGAUGGGUGCAGCAAACCUCCAUGGCAUGCGUAUGCCUAUGUAACCUGCACGUUUUGCACAUGUACCCCAGAACUUAAAGUGUAAUAAAACAAAAGGAAUCUGGGAAUUUAGCCAUCAUUAAAGAAAUCAUGGUUAAAGGAGCAAACUUGGAAGAAUUGACUGACUUGUCAUGUAAAAGAGGAACUAGACACAGGGUGGAAAUAUAAAGACACAUUUCAGUCAGAUAUGAGGACUGUUCAAAGGUUGGAUCAUCGUGGGAUUUAAUGAAUAUCUUCAAACUGGAAGUAUUUUAACCAGAGGUUUAAAUGACAGUGCCUCAUGGGGUAUUUAGUUGGGAAUAUGGAAAUAUUUUAUUCAAUGAAAACUUGGAUUAGUUGAUACCAAAGGUCGCUUCCAAUCUGAAUGAUUCUUUUGUCUUGUACUGUUUAGUGGUCACUGGCAUUAUAGAACAUUUUCUCUGUACACUGUCACAAUUUCUGAUUAUUAUAAUUUGUAUGUCAUUUUCAUUCUUGAUUCAUUCCUUUCCUUGAUUCAAACUGAAUCAGCAAACUGAAAUCUGUAGUCAUCUAAGACUCUUUCAGAUUCUGUUUUCUUCAUAAUCACCUAUAUUUGCCUGUUUCUUCUUUAUGGUAGUAGUUAUUUUUCCUCUUCCUUUCUUAUCAGUAGCUCUGACCAGUCUGACUUUGCUUAUAUGCAGUUUCUUAAUAACAUACCUCUUCUGUUAGGAUUUUUAAUAUUAGAAGCUCAAGCCAUCUACGGUUCAAAUGGCUAAAGCCACUUUUUAAUAAAUUAUGGAGUGCCACCUAACAUUUGUGUUUUUAUGGUGCUUUUACUUUUUCCAAGUCCUUCUGUCUGUAUUGCUUCAUUUAAUUUGGAUAAAACUAACAACAGUUUCAUUCCAUUACAUAGACAUGCCCCUUAAGAGGAAGCUAAAUGAAUAAGCCCUUCUGCAUCAUUUUUCAUCUCAGUAAUCCUGUACCACCCCAUCUCUUCUGCCCAAUACCAUAUUACUCAUUUUUAUUUCUCAGAUUAUCUCUGUUACCUAGAGUGCUACUUAUUGUUAUGUUGUCUUCAACUUUAUCCUUGAGAAGUCUUAAAUUUUCUUUAUCAGUAAAGAAUUUGAACCAUGGAUGUGAGGCAUGCAGUUCCCAGCCAAAUCUUGUUGCUUAUUCAUGUGUUUACAAUAAGAAAAGGAAAGAAAAUAACUUACUCCCUUUUCCUCCCCUUGUCAGGGCUAAAAAAAAAAGGAAAGUUUGUCUUGGAAUAAUUAUUUCUUGAUAAAAGAACACUAUACUUCUGUUAUCUCUUUGUUUGAUGCCCCUUAUCCUCUUACAUUAUAAUUUGUAGUCCAUUUUAAUGUCUUUGUGUUUUACUAUCCAAUUCCUAAUUUCUUACUAUAUCUGCAUUUAUAUUAUCAUCCUCUUAUCCUUAAUCCGGGUCAGUGUUUUAUUGAUUUUAAGUGGUAUAAUUCUGGAACUCAAAAGAAAUAGUCUAAUUUUUGUAAAACAGAGCAUGCUCACGUGAAUUCUUAAUAGUGUUUAAUGAAGAAAAUUACUAUCAAGAAGUAAACUGACUGUUUUCUCUUAAUCCCCAUGAUCCCAGCACAAACGUAGUUUGUGCCCAUAGUUUAGUAGAGCUGUAUUACUUUAGAGAGGACUAAGCAUAUGGGUUAUGGACUAUUUUUGGUGUAUAUGAAGUAGUAAACAGUAAUGCAUAUGAAAAAUAAGGACACAGAUUUUAUAGGUUUUUAAACAGUGUAAGGAGUCAUAAAAUUGAUUUUGUCUUUUAUUCUAUUAAUAACGUGUAUUACGCUGAUUUUCAUAUGUUGAACCAACCUUGCCUCCCCGGAACUCUGUUUUAUUCAUCUUUAUAUCUUUUGGCAGAUAUAAUGUGGCAAAUAGUUGACACUCAAUAUUUGUUUAAUAAAUGAUAGGAAAAAAGAAUUAGUGUUAAACAAAAGCACUACAGUUAUUAAGUUUGUGUUUGAAAGCAGCCAGUAAUGUAAACCUGCUUAUUUAAGCCAGCAUAGGAAGCAGCUGUUCAAUGAAGCAAAAUUUAUAAAUCAUAUAAAUACAUAGAGCAAGUAGUGUUAUAUAUGCAUAAAUGGUGUGAAAAUCUAUAAAUCAAAGCUGUUAUACAUAUGACCAGGUUCUUAGUAAACAAUUCUGUGCAACCGCUGUUUAACCUAUGCCAAUUGUAAGUUCAGGCUAACAAUCACUGGACACAGAAAGCAUCUUAAGAUGGGAAGUCAAACAUGCUUUACUUCCGUAAAAGUUAGAGAAGGCAGUUGAUACAAUCAGGAUACACAGCAGAGAGAUCAGCUAUCUUGUCUACUUGCAGAUGGUGGUGUAAGCUUCCAGGACCCCCCAAAAGAGCCUUAUCUGUAACCAUAGUGUCUGAGCAUCAUACCUGAAGGUUUAUCUGCCUUCCUCAGGCCUAGCCUUACGUAGAUGGGCUAUAGCAAAACAGAAUUCAGCCUUGCCUUGAUAUUUGCAGGAAACAAGUUGCAUUACAACCAGAUAUACCUUAUUAAUUUUAUGUUAGAGCAUUACACGUGAAGGUUUAUCUGCCUCCUCAGGCCCAGCCUUACAUAGAUGGGGAUGUGGCAGAACAGGGUACAGCCCUACUUUGAUAUAUACAGGAAAUAAGUUGCAUUCUGACCAGAGAUACCUUAUUAAUCUCAUGUCAGAGCAUCACAUUUGAAGGUUUAUCUGCCUUCCUUAGGCCCAGCCUUAUAUAAAUGGGGCUAUAGCAAAGCAGGAUAUAGCCUUACGUUGAUAUAUGCAGGAGAUAAAUUGCAUUCAGAACAGAUAUGCGUUAUUAAUCUCAGAGUUUUCCAGUGGCUAAUGGGACUGUUAGGGGACAGCACAGGUACACUACAGAGGCAUGAACAAAUUUCUCAUUCAUUGUGUUCAGCCUACUCAAGCUAACAUGGCAUUGGUGAAGUGGAUUUCUGGAUUUAGCAAUGUGAAACUAGAUUAAGAUUUGGCUACCCAGACACAUCUGAGAGCAACAAUAAUAGGCCUUUAAACCAGCUAUAGAGAUUAUCUAAUUCUAGAAAAUUCCCAUGAUGGAAAUUUCAUAAGAAUCUUUUUUAAGUACUACAUGAGGUAAAUGAACCUUAGAUCACUGUCAUUCAUAGUUAUGUGAUGGAAUAGAUUUUUAGGUUUUACAGUUUAAUUUCAUAUUUCAAAUAUUUUUAUGUUUCAGUUAGUAAUCAUUGCCAAAGAAAGUAAAAGAAGCAGUUAUUUGGUAUAUGAAAAUCAGAAAUGCUCAGAUCUUACUAGGAGACUGAGAUCUAUUUCAUGUAAUUUUCAGGACAUAAUUUAGUUAUGGUCCCAAAGAAAGCCUAUAUAGGAAGUUUCUGUGCCUUACUAGCCAAAAUACAAGUAGAAACACAGCCAACAACUUGCUCAUCUUUCUUCCUUACCUCCAAAAUUAACUGCAAUUGAUGCCAUGCUAUGAGUUCUCUGAUUACUGGGGCUGGGUUUUGUUUAUAUUUGUAUCUUCCAUACUUAGCAAGGUAACUAAUACAAUAUAUAGUAGAUGCUUAAUCAAUGUUUGUUAUUGAUACUUUUUAUUUAUAGUCUAAGAUCAGCGUGUUUACAUUCUUUCAUAAUUGUCAGAGAAAGACACAAAAGUAAAA
Molecule: messenger RNA, 17183 nt
Organism: Pongo pygmaeus (Bornean orangutan)
Lineage: Eukaryota; Metazoa; Chordata; Mammalia; Primates; Hominidae
Gene: NEK1
Product: NIMA related kinase 1
Exons: 18
Coding region: 659-2242 (527 amino acids)
Biological process (GO): protein phosphorylation
Molecular function (GO): ATP binding; protein kinase activity
Source: RefSeq, a predicted model, not a curated record